AUUGAAAACAAGAUAAAGGGAUCGUAAACCAUCGUAAAUUUUGUUGCGCGAAGUAGAAAUAUCAAAUUCAAAAAAUGUUGUGACAUAAAAUGUACUCGUUUUCGUGACAAAUAUAGCCUGAUCGUGGUAUUAUUUCGGAAAGGUGCGUCCCAGACCACCUCGGCUUUCGUGCGCGUCACAGGAUUCCCAAAAUUCGGAAGCAAAACAUUUCCAAAUAACUCCGAUUGCAUGAGCGAGCGAGCAUGGCGAUUACAACUAAAUAUAUGAAAUAUAUUUAUAGCAAGACCAGGACGACAAUUUUGCUUAGGGCAUGGCGCAUCAACUUCUACAGUGAGACUCACACUUUUAAUAAAAUACACUGUGAAACAGAAGCCCAAUAUGAUCUCUUUUUAUCCAAGAACUGUAAGUCAGUGGAACUCCCUUCCUAAAAUUGUAUUUUCCCAGGGCUCUUCUGUAAGUGUAAUUUCAAGCUACGUAAGUCCUUAGCUCUGACCACCCCGGCCAAAAUCCUCUAAGUGGGGGAUGGCUGUAACGGAAAAUAAUAAAAUAAUAUGGAAGCACUAUUAGUUAAAUUUUUGUAGCCUUGCUUUACUAGUUGUUAGCCAUUGGAUAACAAUCGCGAUUAGGGUAUAUUUCCUGUUGUAUUGGUUUGGGACGAAAGCAAAAAGAUCGCUAUAGAAAGAAUUUCUAAUCUCCCCGGGUCUACUCCUUGUCCAUUUAUCAGAAUCUCCCGGCGUUGGCGAAGUAUCGUGGCCAAGUCAAUUUGCUUCAGUUGUUUAAACGGUAUAAUAGCCCUGCUACACUGUUAUUUUAAAUAAGAACGUCUAGUUUUCAGUUGCGGUUCUGUUUUUGAGGUUACCGAUACCUAGGGCGCGGAUAAAAUCGGGUAUGUUCUAGAAAGGGGUCUGGUUAUCUGAUUAUUACCACAUCAUUACUCUGAACCCAAGAGAAUCCAAAAGCGGCCCUAGCUAGGUCUGUUUAAUGAUGAAAGAGGAAUGUAAACUUCUUUAUAUACAGAUAGAAGUAGUAGCCACUUUGUCGCUGUGGAAAGAAACGGGUUGUGCCAGCGUGUUGAGUGUAAAAUAGCGUGAGAUCAGAUAACCAAGUUACUAUGGAACUCAACAGGAUGAAUUUCUUUAAAUAAUUCUUUUCAUAAUAAGACAGGCCUAGAUCUUGAGCCGCCUGUGGGUAAUGUCUGUUGAUUGUGCUUCUACGGUCGUUACAAAUUAGCUUGAGCAUCGGAGGAUUUUGCCUUUUAUACUCCAAGAAAAAGGCUCUGACACUCAGGUAUUAUUUACAAAUAGAAGGGCAAGGGUCUGGGGAAUAAAAUCUCGCGUGCAAAAGUAAAAAAACAUUUCGUGACCUCAAGUACUUAAACUGUUUACAACCUCAAGUAUGAAGUCAAUCAUCUCACGCAAACAACACACCUUACUAGAGCAUAGCCAACUACAGACCGAUGACAAAAGAGAUAUCCUUAGGAUGUUGAAGGUCGACAAAAGAAGAAGGGAAUGUCUCAAAUGCUAGGAUUGCAAAGGCUGCAAAGAAUCAUCAGACUGAUUUUGCAAGGUGAAAGAAACUCUUGUCAAGAAGAAUUCGCUCAAAGCCUCUCGGUUUUUGGCAAGCUGCAGAAGGAAUAACUGAGACAUCCACGCCAUGAUCGCUGAAGUCAUCCUUCUCAUCGUCACCCUGGUGCUUCUUCACCAUCUCUUCCAUCGUUACACCGAGCCGUCCAACCUACCCCCUGGACCACGCCCUUACCCUCUUAUUGGAAACCUCCCGCUGCUGAUUGGCUCAUUCUCCUCACUCCACGUCAAGUUCACUGAGCUCGCGAAAACAUACGGCAGCGUCUACACUCUAUACCUCAACGGUCAGAGGUCUGUCGUCGUCGGCUCUGCCAAGGCACUGCACGGGGGACUGGUAGAGAGAAAAGACGCAAUUGCAGGUCGUCCUUAUAGCUUCUCUAUGGAAUACGGGUGCAAAGGGUGCAAAAACGUAGGAUUCGCCGACUUUUCUCCUUUUCUCCUGUUUAAACGGCGCGUUGUGCUUUCAUCUCUACGUCAAUACUACCCCCAAGUUGAAGACAAAGUCAAUCAUCAGUUGGAUGAAGUACUGACGAAGAUAAAAGCGCUUGACGGAACCGCCUUUGAUCCACAUCACUUACUAUCAUUGGUGACUCUGAAUGUGAUGAGUUCUAUCACUUUUGGAACUAAUUACACACUUGACGAUCCUGAAUUUCUUCGUUUGGUUCUAAUGAACGACACUUUUGGUCAAUGUUUCGGAGCCUUUAAUAUCCUAGAUGUGUUUCCGUUUCUAUUGCAUUUUCCAAUAAAGGCCUCAAAGAUGCUUAAAUAUCUUGCUACGGAUCGAUACGAUUACUUAAUGGAACAAGCAAGAAAACAUGAAGAUGCUUACGAUGUAAAUACGAUCCGGGAUCUUACUGAUGGAUUUAUCAAGGCGCUUUCAGAGGCUGAGAAAGAUCGUAGCGAAAUCCAUAGCCUAAUCGAUACUGAUCACGUUGCCAUGACAAUGGGAGACAUGGUGUUUGCGGGCUCAGAGACGUCUGCUACAACAAUGCGGUGGAUGCUGGCGUACCUAACAGUUUACCCAGAAGUCCAAGCGAGGCUGCACCAGCAGCUGGAUGACGUCAUUGGAAGAGACAAAAAUACAAUCAUCACACUGAAGGACCGGGGUCGAUUGCCUUAUGUAGAGGCGGUCAUAGCGGAGACAUUGCGCGUCUCACCACCAACACCUUUGCUCCCGCAUAAAGCAACGCGUGACACGACACUGGACGGUUACUUCAUCCCAAAAGAUACCAAAAUAAAUAAGUAAAUUUGGGUAGCUAAUCGCUUUCAUUGCAGCUGGGAAGCUGAAUUACGAGAGCGCAGAUUCAGACGUGGUCGUGUUGAAGGCAUGGGAAGGCGCCUCAGGCAGCCGACAUACAACUCAUGUCUGACCACGGAUCACAGCUAAGAUCGAAAUUGUUGGUUUUGUGGAGGGAUGAAAACCGGAGAACCCGGAGAAAAACCCUCGGAGCAAAGGUAAGACCAACUAACUCUACUCACGUCGGAACCGGGAAUCGAACCCAGAACCCAGUGGUGAGAGGCACAGGCACUACAGAGCAACGCUCUGCCAACUGCUCCACCUAGGCUCCCACCG
Messenger RNA from Nematostella vectensis (starlet sea anemone), 3156 nucleotides. Its product is annotated as cytochrome P450 2E1. Bases 1654 to 2829 code for a protein of 391 amino acids. The record is from RefSeq and is a predicted model, not a curated record. Gene Ontology annotation, biological process: progesterone metabolic process; hormone biosynthetic process. NCBI's taxonomy places the organism in Eukaryota, Metazoa, Cnidaria, Anthozoa, Actiniaria, Edwardsiidae. The transcript has 2 exons. Gene Ontology annotation, molecular function: steroid 17-alpha-monooxygenase activity; iron ion binding; heme binding.